AUGGCCGAUGUUCAGGCCUUCAAAGCUAAAUUAAUGACUUUCAAUACAGAAUGUAAAGAUAAGACGAAAGAAAAAGUAGCCUUGAAUUCAUUAGGAUACAAAUUGGCAGUGUUCAAAUUACUGAUGAAGAAAAUCUUUUUGCUUUUGAAUUCAACUGAGCUCAAAACACUGCAUUUUACUUUUAACAUGCAAGAGCCAAGCUAUUUUGCAACCCCCCCCCCCCAUUUUCAGUUGGAGAGGAAUUGGAUCAACGAUCCAAACGGACCUAUAUAUUACAAUGGAUUCUAUCAUCUCUUCUAUCAGUACAACCCCGAAGGUGCUGUGUGGGGCAAUAUUGCUUGGGGUCAUUCGGUAUCAAAAGACUUGAUUAACUGGAAAAAAUUAGAGCCUGCAAUUUUCCCAUCAAAGAUAUUUGAUAAAUAUGGCUGCUGGUCUGGAUCAGCCACUGUCCUCCCAGGCAACAAACCUAUUAUUCUAUACACUGGAGUUGUAGAUGAAAAUAUCACAGAGGUCCAGAACUAUGCGGUUCCAGCAGACUAUUCUGAUCCAUACCUACGGAAGUGGAUCAAGCCAGAUAACAACCCGUUAAUAGUUGCGGACAAGUCUAUGAACACGACUGCAUUCCGUGACCCAACAACUGCUUGGUUGGGCCUGGAUGGGCUCUGGAAAAUAUUGGUGGGAAGUAGGAGAAAGCAUAGAGGAAUUGUUUAUUUAUACAGGAGCAGGGAUUUCAUGAAUUGGGUAAAGGCCAAACAUCCAUUGCAUUCUUCUGCCAAUACUGGAAAUUGGGAAUGCCCUGAUUUUUUUCCAGUAUCAUUGCAUGCUACAAAUGGCUUGGAUACCUCUUUAAUGGAGAGAAAUAAUAUUAAGCAUGUUUUGAAGGUUAGCCUUGAUGGUAGUAGGUAUGAUUACUAUACACUUGGUACAUAUUUCCCUCAACUGGAAAGGUAUAUUCCUGAUAAGAACAUGGUUGAUGGUUUGAGGGGAUUAAGGUAUGACUAUGGUAAUUUUUAUGCCUCGAAAUCAUUCUUCGACCCUAUCAAGAAACGAAGGAUCACGUGGGCUUGGGCUAAUGAGUCUGACACUACCCUUGACGAUGUGGAAAAGGGUUGGGCUGGAAUUCAGACAAUUCCACGAACAAUUUUGAUCGAUCCUAAUGGAAGACAGUUGCUGCAAUGGCCUAUCGAAGAAUUAGAAACUCUAAGAAGGAAAAAAGUAGAGUUGCACAAAAAAAAGCUCAAGAAGGGAGAGCAUGUUGAAGUUAAAGGAAUAGCAGCUGCACAAGCUGAUGUUGAAGUAACGUUCUCUUUCCAGAGCUUGGACAAGGCCGAAAAAUAUGAUUUCAGUUGGGAUGAACUUGACACACAAAAGCUUUGUAGCCAAAAGGGUUCUACUGUUCAAGGUGGGGUUGGACCAUUUGGGCUCUUGACAUUGGCUUCACAAGAUCUAAAAGAAUACACUCCUGUCUUCUUUAGAAUUUUCAAAGCUAAUUCCAAGCAUGUCGUUCUCAUGUGCUCUGAUGCAUCAAGUUCGUCAUUAAGGGAAGAAUUGUACAAGCCCUCAUUUGCAGGAUUUGUUGAUGUAGACCUAACAGACAAAAAGCUUUCUCUUAGGAGUUUGAUUGAUCAUUCAGUAGUGGAAAGCUUUGGCGCUGGAGGAAAGACAUGCAUUACAUCUAGGGUUUAUCCUACCCUGGCAAUUUAUGAGAAUGCUCAUUUGCAUGCAUUCAACAAUGGCACUGAAACCAUCAUAAUUGAGAAAUUGGAUGCUUGGAGCAUGAAUAGUCCUCAGAUGAACUAAUAAAACAUUCCACACGUCACUAUAUGACUAGUAGUAUGAUUACACAAAUAAGCUAUAAAAUUUAAAUCUUUAACUUUUUAACAAUGUAGUUUUAUUUCUGUAGUCCAACUUCCUUGACUGGAGGUUGGGUCAAAUAUCCCCUCCUAAGCUUGUAUUUUAUUUUCAAUUAAUAAAUACUCCACUCUCAGGGUGGUUUGACUUAAAAAUACAA
This is a messenger RNA of Olea europaea var. sylvestris, 2011 nucleotides long. RefSeq names its product beta-fructofuranosidase, insoluble isoenzyme 1-like. The transcript is spliced from 9 exons. Bases 1 to 1800 code for a protein of 599 amino acids. NCBI's taxonomy places the organism in Eukaryota, Viridiplantae, Streptophyta, Magnoliopsida, Lamiales, Oleaceae. Gene Ontology annotation, biological process: carbohydrate metabolic process. Gene Ontology annotation, molecular function: hydrolase activity, hydrolyzing O-glycosyl compounds. The record is from RefSeq and is a predicted model, not a curated record.